Molecule: messenger RNA, 1521 nt
Organism: Hibiscus syriacus
Lineage: Eukaryota; Viridiplantae; Streptophyta; Magnoliopsida; Malvales; Malvaceae
Product: phospholipid-transporting ATPase 2-like
Exons: 14
Coding region: 1-1479 (492 amino acids)
Biological process (GO): phospholipid translocation
Cellular component (GO): plasma membrane
Molecular function (GO): ATP hydrolysis activity; ATP binding; ATPase-coupled intramembrane lipid carrier activity
Source: RefSeq, a predicted model, not a curated record
AUGUGUGAAGGCUCCCGUGAUGUUGCAGCUUCCUCAGUAAGUAUCUCUCCGUCUUCUCCUUGCUUAUUUUGGUCCAUCACCGGUGUGGCUAUCGGACCGUGUAAAAGAGUGGAGUCUGCUUGUUGUGAACUGACAGCAAAUGAGUAUCAAGAGUGGUCUUUGAUGUUCAAAGAGGCUAAUAGCACAUUAGUUGAUAGAGAGUGGAGGAUUGCUGAGGUUUGCCAAAGAUUGGAACAUGAUUUUGAGGUUCUUGGAGUUACCGCGAUAGAGAAUCGUCUACAGGAUGGUGUACCUGAAACAAUUGAGAAAAUCAGGAAAGCAGGAAUUAAUUUUUGGAUGCUGACUGGAGACAAGCAGAAUACUGCCAUACAGAUUGCACUUUCAUGCAAUUUUAUUUCCCCGGAGCCAAAUGGUCAGCUUCUUCUAAUUGAUGGAAAAGCUCAAAACGAAGUUUGUAGAAGUUUAGGGAGAGUUUUGCUUACAAUGAGGAUAACAUCUUCAGAACCAAAGGAUGUGGCAUUUGUUGUUGAUGGAUGGGCUCUUGAAAUUGCACUUAAGCAUUAUAGGAAAGCCUUUACAGAAUUAGCUAUUUUGUCAAGGACUGCUAUAUGCUGUCGUGUUACACCAUCCCAAAAAGCACAGCUUGUCGAACUCUUGAAAUCAUGUGAUUAUAGAACAUUGGCUAUUGGGGAUGGUGGAAAUGAUGUGAGAAUGAUACAACAAGCUGAUAUCGGUGUUGGCAUUAGUGGAAGAGAAGGGCUGCAGACUGCAAGGGCAUCUGAUUAUAGUAUUGGAAAGUUCAGGUUUCUCAAAAGAUUGAUACUUGUUCACGGUCGUUAUUCCUACAAUCGCACAGCAUUUCUGUCCCAGUAUUCCUUCUAUAAACCACUAGUUAUAUGUUUCAUCCAAAUUAUUUUCUCUUUUAUUUCAGGAAUUUCUGGAACUAGUCUUUUCAAUUCUGUCAGCUUGAUGGCUUCUAAUGUUUUCUGCACUAGUGUUCCUGUUCUGGUCAGUGUCCUUGACAAAGAUCUAAGUGAAGUAACAGUUAUGCAGCAUCCACAAAUUUUAUUUUACUGCCAGACGGGAAGGCUUCUGAAUCCAAGUACAUUUUCUGGAUGGUUUGGUCGAUCUCUGUUCCACGCAAUUGUUGUGUUUGUGAUCACCAUACAUGCGUAUGCCUACGAGAAAAGUGAAAUGGAAGAACUUUCUGUGGUAGCACUCUCGAGAUGUAUAUGGCUGCAGGCUUUCGUUGUGGCAUUGGAGACAAAUUCCUUCACAAUAUUGCAACUUCUUGCCAUAUGGGGGAAUUUUGUUGCUUUCUAUGUAAUCAAUUGGAUUUUCAGCACAUUUCCUGCUUCAGGGACAUUCACGAUUAUGUCGACAACCAUCUUAUUGGAUAACUAUGCUUCUCAUCAUUGCAGCCGGAAUGGGUCCGGUUAUAGCCCUGAAAUACUUCCGGUACACAUACAGACCGAGUAAAAUCAACACACUUCAGCAAGCCGAAUGAACGGGAGGGCCGAU